AUGAACACCUCUCAGCCGGUCUCUUCCCACCUGUCCUCGGUCUCGUUCAAACACCUCACCUCACCCGACAUACGCGCCCUCUCCGUCAAACGAAUCACCGCCUCGACCACGUUCGACACCCUCUUAAACCCCGUCCCAGGUGGUCUAUACACCCCAGAGCUUGAACUUGCGGACUACGAACACCACAAUGUCCUGGUCAUUGCGGUCACAUCGAGCUCCCGCUUCCGGUCUACCAUGUCACGUUCUUCGAUCAGAUCUUACGAUUGCUGCGGGCUAGUGGGCCUAGGUCUGUUGAAGGAGGCUAUGGACAUAGACGACGUUCGGCCUGGAAGCGGCGGGGUCACUGUGACUGCUGGAGAGGAUGACGAGGAAGAGAGUGAGGAGGAUGAGAACAAUGCCGAUGCAAAGGACCUCAUCGCUGAGAGGGAACGUUUUGUAAGGACGGCGAUAGCUGAUGCGAAGAGAGAGGGAAGGUUGAACUCUCAAAAGACAGAAGCUACUUCGAACGCACGGCGGAAGCUGGUGCAAGAGUUCAUGGCCGGUAUCACGAAAAGCAAGGUCUGCAGAAAUUGCAAGGGUAUCAACCCGACAUACCGGAAGGACCGCUAUGUCAAGAUCUUCCGGAAGCCUUUGACCGAGAAGGAACGUCUGAAAAUGAUUCAGGCUGGGCGCAAGGCAAAAGACGCUGUAUUGGAGUUGAAGAAGCGGGAAAAGGUUAAAGCAGGGUCGAAGAGGAAACGAGACGACCAAGACGAAGGCAUCGCGGACAUGGGCAGCAGUUCAGAGCAGGAAGAGGAGAGUGAGAGUGGAGAAGGCGUGGAAAGCAGUGAGGGGGAGCCAGAGAUAGCUGGCGGAGCUUUAGUUGAUGAAGAUACGGAAAUGGCUACUACUAAGAAGACGAAGAAGGACGAGGCCCAGCAUGAGUACAUGAACCCUAGCCGGGUGCAUGCGCAACUCGAGCAAAUGUUCGAUCUCGAGCAGGAAAUACUCAGCUACAUAUAUGGCAACGGAGCCAGCCGGCGCGCGCAUAAGACUGACACAAAGCCACGAGCUGAAGAAGGCAGUCUCUCCGCCGACAUGUUCUUCAUUCGAGAUCUGCUUGUCCCACCAAAUCGCUACAGACCUGAGAACCGCACUGGCAACGAUGAGAUCGCUGAAGCCCAGGAAAAUACCCUCUACAAGAACAUCCUCAACGUUUCCGACACAAUGGCUGCCAUACAGCGUGAAAUCAACGACAAGGAGCACGCAAGUACGCGGUAUCGACCGCGCGGAUACAAUGACCUCGAAAAUACCUGGGCGCAGCUUCAAGACGCCGUCAACUCCCUCAUCGACCGGGACCGUAACCCCAUCCAGGGAGCUGCUGGGCGCAGAAAUGCGGACGGCAUCAAGCAGAAGUUGGAGAAGAAGGAGGGAAUGUUCCGGAAGUACAUGAUGGGCAAGCGCGUUAACUUCGCCGCUCGCACAGUCAUCUCUCCAGAUCCCAACAUCGAGACCAACGAGAUCGGCGUGCCGCCGGUGUUUGCCGUCAAGCUCACGUACCCCGAGCCAGUGACCCACUGGAACCUCGAAGAGCUGCAAGAUCUCGUGCGCAACGGCCCUUUCGUCUGGCCUGGUGCCGUGGCCAUAGAAAGCGAAAACGGUCAGGUGGUCAGUCUCGAGCGAAAGAAUGCUGAGGAUCGCACCGCGCUCGCCAACCAGCUGAUGUCGCCCUCUACUUCCACUACUGGGUUCGGUGUGCGUGGCACUCGCCCGAAGAAGGUCCAUCGUCACCUCAACAAUGGCGACAUCGUCAUCAUGAACCGCCAGCCAACCCUCCACAAGCCCUCAAUGAUGUGUCAUCGCGCAAAGGUGCUCCCGGGCGAGAAGACAUUGCGCAUGCACUACGCCAACUGCAACACCUACAAUGCCGAUUUCGAUGGUGACGAGAUGAACUUGCACUUUCCCCAGAACGAGCUCGCCCGCGCGGAGGCGCUGAGCAUCGCUGAUACAGACCACCAAUACCUCUCUAGCACCGCAGGAAAUCCGCUCCGAGGCUUGAUCCAAGAUCACAUAUCAAUGUCGGUGUGGCUCACUAACCGGGAUACUUUCUUCGACCGUGGAGAGUACAUGCAGCUACUGUACGCCGCUAUCCGGCCCGAGAACGGGCAUUCGACAAGUGGACGUAUCGAGACGGUGCCGCCGGCAAUCUUCAAGCCCAAGGCUCUGUGGACGGGCAAGCAGGUUGCGACGUCCGUGCUGCUGAACGUCAAGCCUCGAGAGCAUCAAGGUCUUACAGUAUCCGGCAAGAGUACAACGGACAAGGUUAUGUGGGGCAAUGCGGGUGUGGAGGAGGGCGAUGUGAUCGUGAAGGAUGGGUAUCUGUGCCAGGGUAUUCUCGACAAGAAGCAGAUCGGUCCUUCAAGUGGCGGCUUGAUCAACGGUGUAUACGAGGCGUACGGGCACAUGGUCGCCGGUCGCUUGCUCAGCGUUCUGGGCCGGCUAUUGACGCGCAUGCUCACAACGAGAGCGUUCAGCUGCGGUGUCGAGGACCUUGUAUUCACUGCAUCAGGCGAAGAGCAGAGACGCCAAGCACUCUCUGGCGCUGAGACAGUCGGGUUGAAAGUCGCAGCUCGCUACGUCGGACUGGCAGACAAAGUGUCGGGCGCGGACGAUCGGGAGCUUAGAAGGCGCCUCGAGGACGUUCUGCGCGACGAUACGAAGCAAGCCGGUCUCGACCAAAUGACGCAGGGCGCUGCUAAAGACCUCUCCUCCGCCGUCACCAACGCGUGUCUGCCGAACGCGCUGCUGAAGCCUUUCCCGAAGAACCAGAUGCAGGCAAUGACGUCUUCCGGAGCGAAGGGCACCAAGGUCAAUGCCAACCAGAUCUCGUGCAACCUCGGCCAGCAAAAUCUUGAGGGACGUCGUGUGCCGGUGAUGGUGAGCGGGAAGACCUUGCCCUGCUUCAGACCGUUCGAGAGCAGUGUACGUGCCGGUGGAUAUAUUGUUGAUCGAUUCUUGACGGGUGUCCGGCCGCAGGAGUACUAUUUCCACGCCAUGUCAGGUCGUGAGGGACUGAUUGAUACUGCUGUCAAGACUUCACGGUCUGGGUACCUGCAGCGAUGUCUGAUCAAGGGUAUGGAAGGACUUCGGGUGGAGCACGACUCGUCCGUGCGCGACAUUGCCGACGGCAGUCUUAUCCAGUUCCUGUACGGCGAGGAUGCGCUGGACGUUGCGAAGGCGAAGUAUCUCUCUGACUUCAAGUUCGCUGCGGAGAACUACCUGAGCUUGUUCAACAACCUAGGCGUCAAAGAAGAGUUCGGCCGGCUCAUCAGCGAGGAGGCUGCGGAGUACAACAAGAAGGCCGAGAAGAAGCAUCGAAAGACUGGCGACCUUGGCGCAAUGGAUCCCGCACUGUCGAGAUACACCCCAGGAACGCAUGCUGGCUCAACAAGCGAAAAGAUGCUACGCGAAAGCCGAUCGUACACUGACGCUAACCCGGACGGCAUCAUUAGGGACAAGAAAACCAAUCCGAAUGGCGAAGUCUCCAAGAGAAACUUCCAAUCCAUCCUCGACCUGCGCUAUCUCAAGACCGUCGCUGAAGCCGGCGAGGCAGUCGGCGUGGUCGCAGGACAGAGUGUGGGUGAGCCGAGCACGCAGAUGACGCUGAAUACGUUCCAUUUGGCUGGCCAUGCGGCAAAGAACGUCACGCUGGGUAUUCCGAGGUUGCGAGAGAUCGUCAUGACGGCUGCUUCAAACAUCGCUACGCCCACGAUGAGCCUGCGGGUUAGUGAAGAUGUAGGUGUGGAUGGGGCGAAGAAGUUUGCGAAAGGUAUCUCGAAGCUCAGUCUGGCGGAGUUGGUGGAUGGGGUGAGGAUUGAAGAGAGCACAGGGCAAGGCGUGGCAUACGGCGAAGCGAAGAAGUACAAAGUGCAGUUGACGCUGUUUCCGAAGGAGGAGUAUGUGAAGGAGUAUGCCAUCACUGUUGAGGACGUGGUGGGCACUAUCGAACACCGGUUCUUGCCGCGGCUGCAGGCUCUCACGAGAAAGGAGAUUAAGAAGAGAGGGGAUGAGAAGACGCUGAAAGCUGCGGUGGGCAAGAGCGUCGGCAGGGUUGAAGAGGAGGUCAGUCGACCUGAAGGCGAGCGAGAGGGUGGCGACGACGACUCGGAUGCCGAAGGUGACGACGACGCUACCCGGGACAAGACCAAGAACAAUCGCCAACAAGCCGGCUACGAAGCCCAAGAAGACGACGACGAACGCGACCUCGCCCACAAGAACAUCCGCGAAGACGAAGCCCUUGACGAAGUCUCCGAGCAAGAAGACGAAGCCUACGGCGGCAGCCCGCGCUCCACCCCGGACCCCGAAGAAGAACUCAGCGCCCUCAAGUCCGCCGCCCGCGACCGCGAAAACCGCAUCAAAUCCGACCGCAAAACCAACGACGUCGUCUCCUUCGCCUUCGACGACCGGAAAGGCGACACCUGCACCUUCACCAUGGAGUACGACUCCAGCACCGCCAAGAUCCUGAUGCUGCACCUCGUCGAGUCGGCCCUGCACUCCUCGCUCGUCCAGUCCGUGCCGGGGAUCAGCACCUGUAUCCUCGACGAAGAGGCCAUGAAAGCGACAAAGGGCGUGCCGAUGUUGCUGGCUUCGGGGGUGAAUGUCAAGGCCAUGUGGGGGUUCCAGCAUAUCAUCCACCCGGACUAUUUGUACACGAACUCCAUUACUGAGAUUCUGACGCACUACGGCGUCGAAGCCGCGCGCGCAGCGAUCGUGCGGGAAUUGCAGGGUGUGUUCGGUGGACAUGGGAUUCAAGUCGAUGUGCGGCAUUUGAUGCUUAUCGCGGAUUACAUGACGAGGGAUGGGGCAUAUCAGGCUUUCUCGCGGAUGGGGUAUCGAGGCAGCACGAGCCCGUUUAUGAAGAUGAGCUUUGAGACGACGGUGGGGUUCUUGCGGGACGCGGUGUUGGAGGGCGAGGAGGAGGGGUUGAAGGGGCCGAGUGCGAGGAUUGUGGUGGGGGGGUUGGGGAGGAUGGGGACAGGUGGGUUUGAUGUGUUUUUGCCUGUUGAGGAGGGGAGGGGGGAUGAGGAGAGGAUGGAGAUAGGGUGA
Saxophila tyrrhenica is the source of this 5085-nucleotide messenger RNA. RefSeq lists its product as uncharacterized. The transcript is spliced from 3 exons. Gene Ontology annotation, cellular component: RNA polymerase I complex. The coding region runs from base 1 to 5085 and encodes 1694 amino acids. NCBI's taxonomy places the organism in Eukaryota, Fungi, Ascomycota, Dothideomycetes, Mycosphaerellales, Extremaceae. Gene Ontology annotation, biological process: DNA-templated transcription. Gene Ontology annotation, molecular function: DNA binding. The record is from RefSeq and is a predicted model, not a curated record.